AUGGUUACAGCUAGUCAUAUCGGACAUAAAGGAGUUUCAGGAUACAAAGAACCUAAGAAGAACAUAAAAAAAAUAAAAAAGAAGAAGGAGAAAAAGCGUAUUAUUCUGUGGGAUAUCAUGAAUGAAAGGCAUUUAUGGAUUUCAAUGAAUGUUAUACCAUACUCAAAUAAAUCUGCCAAUAUAAUAUGCUGAAAGUCAAAUAUAAUAUCGGAAAUUAUCAACUGGCUUAAAAAUAGAAAAAAAAUUAAAUUAAAUCUUAUUUGUAUAUUAUUAGUAAUUUACCCUAUAUAUUAGGCUCUUAUGCGUUAAAUCAUAUAUAUUUAGUAUACAAAGAUAAAGUUUAUGAGUCAAUUCAAGAAAUUCGAAAACAAAAUGAGUCUAGAAAAGAAUUUGAGUCUAAAGUUGAGCAACAAAAGGCAUCAAUAA
This is a messenger RNA of Blepharisma stoltei, 426 nucleotides long. The record is from the annotation of a GenBank genome assembly. Lineage: Eukaryota; Ciliophora; Heterotrichea; Heterotrichida; Blepharismidae.